Molecule: messenger RNA, 1791 nt
Organism: Cucurbitaria berberidis CBS 394.84
Lineage: Eukaryota; Fungi; Ascomycota; Dothideomycetes; Pleosporales; Cucurbitariaceae
Product: MFS general substrate transporter
Exons: 2
Coding region: 1-1791 (596 amino acids)
Biological process (GO): transmembrane transport
Cellular component (GO): membrane
Molecular function (GO): transmembrane transporter activity
Source: RefSeq, a predicted model, not a curated record
AUGGUUCUUAAAGACAUCGACAAAGAGAUCGCGGUCGCAUCGUCAUCGGGUAAAGAGCGAGGCGCGUCCACGGCAGACAAGUCUCCUAGAAUCGAAGACAUCGAUACAGAAGAUGACGACCAAACAUCACUUUCCUCAGGGUCAACGGACUCUAUUCAUCCCGUAGCAGACGCUCGUCCAUCUAUCAACCGUACGUGGAGCCUCAAUACUGGACACUCGUGGCUGGGCAAUAAAGAGCUUGCAGCUAUCACGACAGUUACUACGAAUGCGACACAUGAUCCUAGGUUCGAAAUCGACUUCGACGAUGAUGGAGAGAACCCCCAGGAUUGGUCCAUGGUGAAGAAAUCCCUGAUCAUCUUUUUCAUGUCUUAUUCUACAUUGGUGGUGGUCAUGUACUCGACAAGCUACACAAGUGGUAUUCCUGGUAUGAUGCGGACAUUUGGUAUUGAGUCGAGAACGCUCAUCGUCCUGGGAAUUACGACGUAUCUCACUGGCAUUGCUCUCGGGUCGUUACUCCUAGCUCCUUUGUCUGAGAUGUACGGCCGAAGACCGGUAUAUCUUAUUGCCAUCUUUGCCUUCACGGUCCUGGUUAUACCAUGUGCCCUAUCGAACAACCUCCCGCAGAUCCUCGUUACGCGUUUCUUUGGUGCUAUCGCUGGUUCGGCCAUGAUAGCCAAUGCUCCUGGAACCGUUUCCGACAUUGUGAAUGAACACUAUCGGGCCCUAGCCUUUUCAAUAUGGAGCAUUGGGCCAAUGAACGGCCCUGUCGUAGGACCUCUUGUGGGGGGCUUUGUUUAUGAAUAUAUGGGCUGGCGGUGGACGAAUUGGGUUGUAAUGAUCGGCGCAGGAACAGCUUGGCUUAUGAUCUUUUUCAUAAAGGAGACAUACGCUCCAGCCCUCCUCCGCGCCAAAGCGACCAAAAAACGCAAAGAAACCAAUGAUCCACGCUGGCACUGUCGCUACGACGACAAGAAAGAAUUCUGGCCUCUCCUUCGCGAAAACCUCUACCGCCCUCUCUACAUGUCCGUGAAAGAGCCCAUCUGCAUAUUCUGGAAUGUCUACAUCGCCCUCAUCUACAGCGUUCUCUAUCUUUGCUUCGUAAGCUACCCCAUCGUCUUCGGCGAGCUGCGUGGCUGGUCGCCAGGUUUCAUAGGACUGGGAUACAUGGGAAUUGGGAUUGGUGGCAUGACGACCAUUCUGAGCGAACCUCUGAUACGACGCAUGAUCAAUGCGCAUAAGAAAGAUCCUGAGACGGGCAAACCUUAUCCUGAGGCGAUGGUUAGUGUCGUCUGCAUCGCUGCCCUACUUGUGCCUAUCGGAGAGCUAAUCUUUGCCUGGACCGGCGCAUCCCUGAAUGUACACUGGAUCGUUCCCCUCAUCGCUGGUAUCCCCUUCGGCGCUGGCAAUUGCGGUGUUUUUAUCUACGCCUCGAACUAUCUCGUUCACUCUUACGGUAUUUACGCUGCCUCUGCACUCGCUGGUAACACAGUGUUGCGGAGCAUCAUGGGCGGAGCUCUACCUCUCGCUGGACCGAAGAUGUAUGCGUCCCUUGGCCCACGGUGGUCUGCAACAAUGCUCGCGCUCAUCGAAUUCGCUAUGAUUCCUAUUCCGGUCGUCUUCUACCUCUACGGACACAAGAUUCGUCAGGAAUCGGAUCUUAUCAGACACAUGCGUGAGGAUAGGGAGAAGCUUGAAGGUCGCAAGAAGAGAGCGGCCGAAAGGGUAGAUAAGUCGAAGGGUACGGAGGGGCGGAGCCCACAUGUACAUGAGAAGAAGGCAUUGGAGGUCUGA